Molecule: messenger RNA, 1371 nt
Organism: Heterostelium album PN500
Lineage: Eukaryota; Evosea; Eumycetozoa; Acytosteliales; Acytosteliaceae
Product: tetratricopeptide repeat protein
Exons: 5
Coding region: 1-1371 (456 amino acids)
Biological process (GO): DNA replication-dependent chromatin assembly; CENP-A containing chromatin assembly
Cellular component (GO): nucleoplasm
Molecular function (GO): histone binding
Source: RefSeq, a predicted model, not a curated record
AUGGAUUCUACUACUACUACUACAACUACAUCUACAACCUCUACAAAUAGUAAUGUAAAUAUUCAAAGAGAUACAGAAGUAGCAAAUGCAAAAGGAAAAAUCAUUGUUGCCCAAUCAUUAUAUGAUGAAGGUGAUUUCGUUUCAUGUUGUGAAUUACUUGGUAGUUGUUUAAGUACAUUAACUGAAAUUCAUGGAGAAAUGUCAAUUGAUGUUGCACCUGUUUAUGUUAAAUAUGGUCGUGCAUUGUUGUUCUCAUACAAGACUAAUGAAUCUGAUGUUUUGGGUUCAAAGCUACAGGAUCAAGAGCAGGAGCAAGAGCAAAGCAGUGAGAGUGAAACAGAGACAACAAAGUCAGCGGCAAAGUCAAAGACAAAGACUGUGCUUCCUAAAGAAGAUAGUAUAGAUGAUAAACCACAUCUUGAGGAGGAUGACGACGAAGAGGAAGAAGAAGAAGAAGGAACUACAACAACAGCAGCAGCUACCACAUCCAAUAAUAAUAAUAAUGAGAAUGAAGACGAUCCAAGAAUCACUGCAUUGAAACAACAGGCUCAAUCUGAUGCUGAAACUUUGGAGUUGUCUUGGGAGGUCAUAGAGUUGGCCCGUCUCAUCUACGAGAAGGAUCAAGCAGACAAUGGAACCAACAGAUACAAAGAGUUAUCCGAUAUUCAUAUGUUAAUUGCUGAUGUUUUAGUUGAAUUGGAAAAUCUUGAUGAUGCUUUGAAAGAAUAUGAAUAUGCUUUGGAAUUAAGAAAGAAGAAUGAUAAAGAGAAUGAAAGAACACAAGCUGAAGUUUUAUAUUAUAUUGGUUUAGUUUAUCAAAUAAAGAAUGAAUCAAAGUUGGCAGAGGAUGCAUACAGAAGAGCAACCGAUAUUCUUUCUAAAUCAUUGGAACGUCUCCAAAAUAUGCCGGAACCUCCAAUUGACGAUAUUCAAGAUUUAAAGAACGUUAUGUUUGAAUUACAAUUAAAGUUGGAUGAAGUAGUACCAAUCGAUACAUCAAAGGAACCAGUACCAAAGGAGUUGGAAAAUGCGCCGACUGAAAUUACAAUUUCAACAUCAGCCAGUGACCAGACUGUUGCACCUGGUACUGAAGUCAAACGUUUGGGUACAGUUGGUAAGGCCACUAAGAAGUUGACUCUUGAUCCAACUGGAAGUUCACCCGUUAAGCAAACAAGCACCAAUUCCACAACAACAACAACAACUGCUCCAGCCGAAGAGAACAAUGCCGCCACCAAGUCAAAGAGAAGACUUGAAGACAUGAUGAGUGGUGGCGAAUCCAUCUCAAUUUCAACCGGUCCAACAUCAACACCUUCCUCUGCUGUUCCUACACCAACCAACGAAGUUGAAAAGAAACAAAAAGUAGAACAUUAA